AUGGGCUUGGUUGACAAGAGCUGUGAUAACCGCAUUGGCCGCUUGAAUGCAGCAGGCAAGGACUACGAUGACUUGGUAAAGGCUGCUCUUGGAUCAGUCGGCCCCGAAGCCAACCUUCCCAGUAAUAAACUGCAGGAUAUUACUUUGACUGCCUAUAUGGGCGUGCAUGAUCCUCACGCAUUGGUCCAUGAGAUUCAGUGGAAGAAGCUAGACUUCUCGAACGGCAAAAAGAUCCCUUACAGCCUCUACUGCGAUGCGACAGCAUUCGAAUGGGUCACCGAGUACCAAGAGGGUCCACAGAAAGGCGAAACGCUUGACAAGAAAAAGUUCCCUAAAGGGGGUGCGUGGCAUCCAAAGGACGGCCGCCGUAACCCAGAUAUUACACCCGAGUAUAUCAGCGGUGAACCCAAGAGUGAUAUGAGGGAGGACUUUUGCAAUACUGCGAAGGGGGCUGAGGCAGCUGGCGUAUCAGUUAAACUAGGCCAAUCAGUGGUCCUGUGCCCCAGUGCAUUCGGCGACAAAGUGAGAGAAAAGAUAGACACUUCCGCAACAGAAGGAAAGCUCGACGACCAAUAUUCCACUGGUACAGUUCUGCUCCAUGAGAUGACACAUGUUGUGCUGGGCAAGAAGGAUACGGCAUAUUUACCUCUGCGGUGCAUCGCUUUGGCAUACAUCAAUGGCUAUGAAGCCCAGAACAAUGCUGACUCUUGGGUGUUCUAUGCAAUGGCCACUUUAUUGAAUAAGAGCUCUUGGGUCUUGGGAUUUGGGAAACCGAUUGAAAAGGAAACUGAGGAUUCGGAAACUAAAAAUGCGAGUCCUAAGCGUCCCAAUCCUCGCGAUGAGCCGGUGACUGCGAUGGCCUCGUCAACCAUUUCUCUCAAGGAUGGUGCCAAGUACACCGACAGAGACACGGGAACCAUCGCCCGAAGAAAUUUCAUCGAUUAUAUCCUCGGAAAUGGCACAGCAGACCCAAUCAUCUCAGACUUUAAUGGAACCGUCGUCGACCGGAGCAGCAUCAUCGAGGAGAACGGCAUCAUCGAUCGGAACAGCGUCAUCCGCCAUGGCAGUAUCAUCGACCAGCACAGCAUCGUGGACUGGAACGGAAUCAUCGACUGGGAAGACAUCGUCCGGCAGGACGGCUUCAAUAACAUCCUCGAGAGGGAACACAUCUUCAACUGGGGGAAAAGCGCCUACUGGAACGGGAUGGACUGGAAAAACAUCGUCAGCUAG
This is a messenger RNA of Neoarthrinium moseri, 1230 nucleotides long. RefSeq lists its product as uncharacterized. Bases 1 to 1230 code for a protein of 409 amino acids. Gene Ontology annotation, molecular function: metalloendopeptidase activity. NCBI's taxonomy places the organism in Eukaryota, Fungi, Ascomycota, Sordariomycetes, Amphisphaeriales, Apiosporaceae. The record is from RefSeq and is a predicted model, not a curated record. The transcript is spliced from 2 exons.